AAAAUGGCCGCUGACAGCGACGCAAGUCACCGUGUUGCCAUUGAAUAGCAUGGAAUUAAACCUUCUUCAGUGUAUAUGUUUUGUGGUCAACAGGGUCCUAAAAACAAUAUUUAUCAUUUAUCUCAGUUUAAAUUUAAAGGUGGCAAAAGUACCAUGAACUUUUUAAAUACUUCUCACAGAUAUUUUAUACAGUACAUGUUGAACCAUGGUACAAGUACCGUUGAAAAUGCUAUAAAGUUUUCCGCCAAAGUUACUGGUGGAUCUGUGAACGAUGCAAACUCUUUGAAAACAUUAGUGACACAAAUCAAUGGUGUAAUAUCCAAGCAGGGCUUCAAGAUGGUCUUCACAACAUGCGAAGUCACAGACCAGAAUCUUAUAAUUUGGUUAAACACAAAGAAUGACCACAUAACACAGUUACAAAAUGUAUUCACUCUAGCCCAAUUAGAAUAUUUUCAUGCUAUUCUAAUGGAGAUAAUAAAUUCAGUGGAGUAUAGGAUAACUUACCCAGAAUGUUUGAAUAUUACCUGUUCACUGAAGUUUCCUGUAACAAGAGAUGCAGGCCAAGAAGUAUUUGAGGAAUGGAUUAAAGGAGGUUACUAUGUGAAACAAACAAAUUUUGUAUACCUUGGUCCGCGCUUGAUUCAGGAAUUUUCUGCGUAUUUGAAAACUUGCUGUCCAAGCAAUGUGUGCAUUCUUUGUCAGGAACUAGUGUUUUUUGGAAAGAGUUGUGGUUCCUGUAGAAAAAUGUUACAUUCCUAUUGUCUCACAAAGUAUUUCCAAACUGUCCGUCAAUGUCCUGGCUGUCAAAGCAACUGGAUAGAGGAUAAUAGGAAUACAAAUCAUGCUGGAUCUGAUUCGGAUGACUGAUAACUGUUUAAGUACCAUUUUAUCUGUCGAAAUUUAUCAUUUUAUUCUGUUGGUUACAUGUUAUUUUUACAGUGUUGCAAUAAACUGUUUUCUAAAAAAAUGCAUCU
Acanthoscelides obtectus is the source of this 974-nucleotide messenger RNA. The record is from the annotation of a GenBank genome assembly. Lineage: Eukaryota; Metazoa; Arthropoda; Insecta; Coleoptera; Chrysomelidae.